GUUGUGGCGGCGCCAUCUUGCCUGCAGUAGGGUACUCUUGGGUAAAGCACUGACCGGGGGUUCCUAAAGUGUGGGUCGGGUCCCCCCUGGGCGGUUGCGAGACACCAAUGGGGGGUCACCAAAUUAUUUACAGUCUAUGGUCACGAGAUGUCGUUUUUAUUUUAUCUUAAGUAAUCUAAAUUUACUUAUUUUUCCCAUUGUCGUAAAAAUAUACGCAAAACAGUUGUUACAUUUGAAAUAAAACCCAGCAAAUUAGUACAUUUCAUUAGUUUUUUGCCUUUUUUUGUUGUCAGAUGUCCCCUAAAGUUAGGUUUAGGGUUAAAGGAUCAGUAUCAGCAGGUUAAUUCACAGCAGCACAGGAAACACAACCAUAUGUGCAUGUCUUGAGCAAUGGCGGCAUGCUCAGCUCUACUGAACCGUCAUUUAGCUGGAAGCUGUUGCAAGGCCUUGUGUGUUGUUCCUCAGCCUCUUAUCCACAUCAGAUCAGCAAGUUAUGCCGAACCUGGCACAAGAAGAUCUGAUGAAGAACCACUCUGGGAGGCAGGAGGCUUCUUACCAUUCUCUGGAGCCAAGAUAGGGUAUUUCUUUCAGGACAGACCUGUGCUGAAGAACCCAUUUCUAGAGGAUGCCUUGCUCAGAGGAUACAUGAGGAGACACCUGCCUGAGGAGGCUGUCUUCUCAGACUUGUGUGCAUUCGGGGAGCAUGUGGCAAAUGAAGUGGAUUAUUGGGGCCGUGAGUGUGAGGUUACUCCUCCUCAGUUGGUGCACUUUGACCCCUGGGGUCGUAGAGUGGACCACAUUGUGACUUCCCCGGCCUGGAAACGUAUGAAAGACUUGUCGGCACAGGAGGGACUAGUUGCCAUUGGAUAUGAACGGUCAUGCGGGGAGUGGAGUCGUGUGUACCAAAUGAGCAAGUUAUUCAUCUUCUCCCCCUCCUCUGGUCUCUACACUUGCCCUCUGGCCAUGACUGAUGGAGCUGCUAAAGUCAUCCAGUCUAUAGGUGUUUCAUGGCCGGUAGAUGAAGCAUACGGUCGUCUGACAACCCGUCAGCCUGAACGAUUCUGGACCUCUGGACAGUGGAUGACAGAAAGACAGGGAGGAUCCGAUGUGGCCAGUGGCACAGAGACAGUAGCCGUUUCCCAGUCAGAUGGUUCAUACAAACUUCAUGGCUUCAAGUGGUUCACCUCUGCUACAGAUGCUGAUAUGACUCUCACACUGGCUAGAACACAGGACCGAACAGGAACUACAACACCAGGUAGCAGGGGUUUGUCUUUGUUCUACGCUGAGGUGUGUAGAGGAGAGGAUGGACGACUGAAGGGUAUAGAGGUUCAGAGACUGAAGGACAAACUGGGAACGAGACAGAUGCCAACUGCUGAGUUGCUGUUGGACGGCCUUCCUGCACACAGGCUUACAGAGGAAGGUAGAGGUGUAGCCUCCAUUGCUAAUAUGCUAACCAUCACCCGGAUCCACAACAGUGUAUCUGCAGCAUCUGCAAUGAGAAGGGUGGUUCAGUUAGCUCGUGACUAUGCCACUCGCCGCACUGCUUUUGGAAAGCUUCUUAAAGACCACCCACUGCACAUGCAGACUCUUGCCAGAAUGGAGGUAGAAACCCGAGGAGCGUUUCUGCUGGUGAUGGAUGUUUGUCGUCUGCUGGGCCGGGAGGAGAGCGGCUUGGCGAGCCAGCUGGAUGCACACCUACUUCGUCUGCUCACUCCUGUGGUCAAACUGUACACUGGGAAGCAGGCUGUGGCUGUGGUGUCAGAGGGUCUGGAAAGUUUUGGAGGACAGGGCUACAUCGAGGAUACAGGGCUGCCUGCAAUGCUCCGUGAUGCACAGGUUUUAAGUAUAUGGGAAGGUACCACAAAUGUUCUGUCUCUGGAUGUGCUGCGCUGUGUGGCUCGCAGCUCAGGAAUGGUUCUUCAUGCUUACUUUACCCACACCAAGUCCCUGCUCUCAGGUGCAUCCAGUGUGUCCUCAUUGGCUCCAGCUGUAAAAGCAAUGGAGGCUGCUCUGUCUGAACUGAAGGACUUUGUUCAGGUAGCAGCCACCAGACCACCUGGCUACCUGGAGCUAGCAGCCAGAGACCUGGCAUACAGUCUAGCUCGCAUUUACACAGGUGCUCUUCUCAUUGAUCAUGCAUGUUGGAAAGGAGCUUCCCCAUCAGACGCCUAUGCAGCACUCAGGUGGUGUGAGCAGGACCUGUGUCCAGUGGCGACUAAACAGGGGAGAGGCUGCUAUGAUCCAAACACUCCACCACUCGAUGCUGCACUGGUCUAUGACCGGCCCAUCCAGGACUCAUAGUGUUCAGUGAUAACAGAAUAAUCUAUGACUCAAUCUGCCAUUAAUUUGCCUCACUUUAAUCAUCUUGUCUUGUUACUCUGUCCUACAUGUUGCUGUAAAUUACUGGAGAAUAUGUUGAAAAGAUUUAAACUCAUGUAUACAGACACAGCUGAUGGAUGAUUGGGUUUCUAAUACAGUGUAUCUCUGUAUGAGGCAAUUAUGUGAUUGUUGCUUUUGUUAGUUAUUAGUGUAAACAAAGAAGCUGUGAUAUAUUUUUGUCUUAGACAAAUAUAAACAAUUUUAGCAGCUUACAAAUUUUUUGGGAGGCUUGUUGUAUAAAGUAUCUGAACUGAAUAAAUAACACAUGACACAA
This is a messenger RNA of Notolabrus celidotus (New Zealand spotty), 2653 nucleotides long. Its product is annotated as acyl-CoA dehydrogenase family member 11-like. Lineage: Eukaryota; Metazoa; Chordata; Actinopteri; Labriformes; Labridae. The coding region runs from base 391 to 2301 and encodes 636 amino acids. The record is from RefSeq and is a predicted model, not a curated record. Gene Ontology annotation, molecular function: oxidoreductase activity, acting on the CH-CH group of donors. The transcript is spliced from 15 exons.